UUGGCCUGCCCCUCCGUUUCCGGUGGAAGCCUUGCCACUGUGUUUUUCUCCCCCCCCCCCCACUUGUUCCUUUUCCUGUACGGAGUCCUCCCUUAAAGACCUGCUGCAACUUUCAGAUUAUAAAGUAAAAUGAAGUACAUUCUAGUAACUGGUGGUGUGAUAUCAGGAAUUGGAAAAGGAAUCAUUGCAAGCAGCGUGGGCACGAUCUUGAAGUCAUGUGGUUUACAUGUAACUUCGAUUAAAAUCGACCCGUACAUUAACAUCGAUGCUGGGACAUUCUCUCCUUAUGAGCAUGGCGAAGUGUUUGUGCUGGAUGAUGGUGGAGAAGUUGACCUUGAUCUGGGAAACUAUGAACGAUUCCUUGACAUCCGCCUCACCAAGGACAAUAAUCUGACCACUGGGAAGAUCUACCAGUACGUUAUUAACAAGGAACGCAAAGGAGAUUACUUGGGGAAAACUGUCCAAGUUGUUCCUCACAUCACAGAUGCCAUUCAGGAGUGGGUCAUGAGGCAGGCAUUGAUCCCUGUGGAUGAAGAUGGCCUGGAACCACAAGUAUGUGUGAUUGAGCUUGGUGGAACAGUAGGUGAUAUAGAGAGCAUGCCUUUCAUUGAGGCUUUCCGACAGUUCCAGUUCAAGGUCAAGAGAGAGAACUUCUGUAAUAUUCAUGUCAGUCUAGUCCCUCAGCCAAGUUCAACAGGGGAGCAGAAGACAAAACCCACCCAAAAUAGUGUUCGGGAACUCAGAGGGCUUGGCCUUUCUCCAGAUCUGGUUGUGUGCAGGUGCUCAAAUCCUCUUGACACAUCAGUAAAAGAGAAAAUAUCAAUGUUCUGCCAUGUUGAACCUGAACAGGUGAUCUGUGUCCAUGAUGUUUCGUCCAUCUACCGAGUCCCCUUAUUGUUAGAGGAGCAGGGGGUUGGCGAUUAUUUUCUUCGAAGACUUGACCUUCCCAUUGAGAGGCAGUCCAGGAAGAUGUUGAUGAAGUGGAAGGAAAUGGCUGACAGGUAUGAUCGCUUGCUGGAGACCUGCUCUAUUGCCCUUGUGGGUAAAUACACCAAGUUCUCAGACUCAUAUGCCUCCGUCAUUAAAGCUCUGGAGCAUUCUGCACUGGCCAUCAAUCACAAAUUGGAGAUUAAGUACAUAGACUCCACGGACCUGGAGCCGAGUACCUUGAUAGAGGAGCCGGUGCGCUAUCACGAAGCCUGGCAGAAGCUCUGCAGUGCCAAUGGAGUGCUGGUUCCAGGGGGGUUUGGUGUUCGUGGAACAGAAGGAAAAAUCCAUGCAAUCUCCUGGGCUCGAAAGCAGAAGAAACCAUUUUUGGGUGUGUGCUUGGGAAUGCAGCUGGCAGUGGUGGAAUUUUCACGAAAUGUGCUGGGAUGGCAAGAUGCCAACUCUACUGAGUUUGACCCGAAGACCAAUCACCCUGUGGUCAUCGACAUGCCAGAGCAUAAUUCUGGGCAGAUGGGUGGAACCAUGCGACUGGGCAAGAGGCGGACCCUGUUCCAGACCAAGAACUCUGUCAUGAGGAAACUCUACGGGGAUCUGGAUUACCUGGAGGAGAGACAUCGCCACAGGUUUGAGGUGAAUCCAGUCUUGAAGAAGUGCCUGGAAGAGCAAGGCUUGAAGUUUGUUGGGCAGGAUGUGGAAGGAGAAAGAAUGGAAAUCGUCGAAUUGGAAGAUCACCCCUUCUUUGUGGGUGUGCAGUAUCACCCUGAGUUUCUGUCCAGACCCAUCAAGCCAUCCCCGCCAUACUUCGGCCUCCUCCUGGCCUCCGUGGGGAGACUCCCACAUUACCUCCAGAAAGGCUGCAGGCUCUCACCCAGGGACACCUACAGUGACAGGAGUGGAAGCAGCUCUCCUGACUCUGAAAUCACAGAACUGAAGUUCCCGUCAUCGAAUCAGGACUGAAGCUGCAGCGGUAAGAUACGACAGCAGCACCUUCAGAC
Suncus etruscus (white-toothed pygmy shrew) is the source of this 1943-nucleotide messenger RNA. RefSeq names its product CTP synthase 1 (gene CTPS1). The transcript has 19 exons. Lineage: Eukaryota; Metazoa; Chordata; Mammalia; Eulipotyphla; Soricidae. Gene Ontology annotation, biological process: CTP biosynthetic process; pyrimidine nucleobase biosynthetic process. Gene Ontology annotation, molecular function: CTP synthase activity; identical protein binding. The record is from RefSeq and is a predicted model, not a curated record. Bases 130 to 1905 code for a protein of 591 amino acids. Gene Ontology annotation, cellular component: cytoophidium; cytoplasm.